AUUUAUACACAGGGUGGCUUUACCAGAAAAUAUUCCCUUAGCUCAAAGACUGGAACUCUGCUACCAGAAUUUCCGAGUGCACAGCAUCUUGUUUUACAAGGGUGUUUAUCUAAAGAAAAAGUAGAUACACUUAUCAUGAUGUACAAAACACACUGUCAAUGCAUACUUGACAAUGCCAUCAAUGGAAAUUUUGAGGAGAUCCAACACUUUUUACUGCAUUUUUGGCAAGGGAUGCCAGAUCAUCUACUACCUUUGCUUGAAAAUCCUGUUAUUAUAGAUAUAUUUUGUGUUUGUGACUCUAUUCUUUACAAGGUUCUCACAGAUGUCCUUAUACCAGCAACAAUGCAGGAAAUGCCAGAAAGUUUACUAGCUGACAUAAGAAACUUUGCUAAACACUGGGAGCAAUGGGUUACGACAUCAUUGGAAAACCUUCCAGAAUCACUCUCAGAAAAGAAACUGCCAAUUGUUAGAAGAUUUGUGUCAUCCUUGAAGAGGCAGACUUCAUUUUUGCACUUAGCUCAGAUUGCAAGGCCAGCUUUGUUUGAUCAGAACGUGGUAAGCUCCAUGACUGCAGACAUCGAUAAGGUAGACUUGUACAGUAUUGGAUCUCAGGCUCUUCUUAGCAGUUGUAGUGGUGCUGAUUCGGACAGUGAUGUCUACACAGAGCGUGAGUCCACAACCAUUUUUCAUGAACUAAAAGACCUUUUGAAGAAAAAUGCAACCGUGGAGUCCUUCAUUGAGUGGUUGGAUAAUGUUGUGGAGCAAAGAGUUAUUAAGACAAGCAAACAAAGUGGCAAGUCACUGAAGAAGAGAGCUCAGGAUUUCCUGUUAAAGUGGAGUUUUUUUGGUGCCAGGGUUAUGCACAAUCUAACAUUAAACAAUGCAUCUAGCUUUGGUUCAUUUCACUUAAUACGAAUGCUUCUUGAUGAGUAUAUUCUACUUGCUGUUGAAACACAAUUUAAUAAUGAUAAAGAACAGGAACUUCAGAAUCUGUUAGAUAAAUACAUGAAGAAUGCAGAUGCAAGUAAAGCAACAUUUACGGCAUCUCCUAGCUCUUGCUUUCUUGCUAGUCGCAACAAAUCUGGUAGUCUUCCAAAUGAAUCUACUGUCAAAAAUGAGUGUCAGCAAGAACAAGGUUACGCAGCUAUGUCACCAGACCAGCAUGCUGGUAUUGUACGUGGACUACACUCCUUCUCGAAUGAAAAUAAUGAAAAUAUUCAAAUUACAGAUCAGAUGGAUGUUACUCAAAGUACAGCUCAGUUGAUGACUCCACCAAUGUCACCUGCCAUGUUAAAUCGUGGUAGUGUUAUAAAUCAAGGACCAAUGGUUUUGAGGCCUUCUAGUGCCGGCCAAGGAAUAUCUAGUCAUUCUCAAGUUUCUUCAUUUUCUGAGCCCCUCUACCAGAACCUUCCUCAGUCUAAUCAGAACUACUUGUCAUCUGGAACAAACUACCAAGCCAUGUUCCGAGCUCAUGCUCAGACUACUUCUGGAGCUUUCCAUCACAGACUGGAUCAUAGUCGAUAUCAGCAGAUAAAUGAGCAGCAGGCUUCAAGAGAUUAUUUCAGCAACAGCUGUGCAGUGACUUCAUUUAGUGCUCGUCCUUCCUCAAAUUAUGGAAAUUCAUCAAAUCCUCAAGAAAUUCAGAGCAUGCAGUUUCUCAAUGCUAGUGGAUUCAAUUAUCUAAAUGGAUCAGUUUCCGGAAGCUGCCAAGGAGGAGCCUAUUCUUCAAACACACCUAAUGGAUACUAUGGAAAUCAUUUAGGCUAUUCAGAGUCCCAUCGACUUGGAUCCAUGAUAGAUCAACAUGUAUCUGUGAUUAGCAGCAUUAGUUCUGUACGUCCAUUGCAUUCUUUUAAUGAUAUUCAUGAUCCACUCAAUAUUUUAGAGGACAGUGGAAGAAAGCAGCUGGGAUCCUAUUAUACAGAAACAUCACCUGCUAUUCUUUGUCGUAAUUCAGUGGCAGCUUCAAAUUUGCAGAGUGUGAUAUCUGCCCCCACCUCUCAAUGUAUGUAUGGAAUGGCAGAACAAUAUGGCCCUCAAGAACCACUGGAGACCCAUGUUCAGUCUAGUGACAUGAGGGAGAUGAUGUCCUCUUUACCUCCAAUUAAUACAGUCUUCAUGGGAACCUCUUCAGGAAAUACAUAA
Molecule: messenger RNA, 2145 nt
Organism: Staurois parvus
Lineage: Eukaryota; Metazoa; Chordata; Amphibia; Anura; Ranidae
Source: the annotation of a GenBank genome assembly